GCCAAACCUUGUUUCUUCCGAGCCAACCUUAAACCGAAUUUCAGUUCUCAUUUCUUGGGCGCCCACUAUUUUUGAUCCGGGCCUCGUCUUUGUCUUCCUCUCUCCUCACCGCUGCACCUCUGAUCCUCAAUCGUUGCUUGCUUCUUCUUUCUUUACAAAAGCAACACUAUCUCGAAAUGACCUCUGCAUCGCGCGGAAACUCGACGGCGGCUAUGCUCUCGUCGCCGCCGCACAUCAUCUUUAAGUUCCCGGUGGGAAUCGACAUGCCGGAUGGUCCGCCAGGUAGGUGUUUGCGGUGCUUUUGAGCGUGAAAUGGGGGGAUAUGGAAGGGCAAGACUGACGAUGAGUUUGUAAUUCUAGCCGGAUCUCUGUUUGCCGACUCGUUCUACUGGUCAAUGGACCUGCGCGUGCCGGUGACGAUAGCAACUGUCUACGCAACCUGCGUGCACAUUGCAAACAAGUCUCGCGGGCCCGGCACUCCUCCCGCGCGAUUCGCGCGCACGCAACUGUUCAAGUGGUUGGUUAUUGCGCAUAACUUGUUCCUCUGCCUGUACUCAGCCUGGACCUGUCUUGGCAUGUCGUCGUCGAUCGUCGGCACGCUUAUCGACAGCUUUCGCGCGCAGCAGCGGUCGUCGUCGGGAGUCUGGCGCGGGCUGUGCUCGGUCAACGAGGGCAUCUGGGCGCGCGGGCUGAGCUACUACGGGUUUUUGUUUUACCUGUCCAAGUUCUACGAGGUGCUCGACACGGUGAUUAUUCUCGCCAAGGGCAAGCGGUCGUCCGUGCUGCAGACCUACCACCACGCGGGCGCGAUGCUGUCGAUGUGGGCCGGCAUCCGCUUCGCGUCGCCGCCGAUCUGGAUCUUUGUCGUCUUCAACUCGCUGAUCCACACGCUCAUGUACCUUUACUACACGCUCACGGGGCUCAACAUCCGCGCGCCCAAGGCGGUCAAGCGCGCGCUCACGACCGCGCAGAUCUGCCAGUUUGUGUUUGGCGGCAGUCUUGCGUUCGCGCACCUGUUUGUGUACUACUUUGAUCCGAGCAUCAGCGGCUACACGAGCUGUCUGACCAACUCGGGCCAGACGUUUGCGCUGUUCUUCAUCCUGCUGUAUCUUGCGCCGUUGACGUAUUUGUUUGUCGGGUUUUGGAUCGAGAGUUAUGUGCUCGGGAAGCCGAAGGGGAAGGCGGUGGAGAAGGAGAAGGCGGUGAAGAGCGUUGAAUGAUCGUUGUUGUUGUUGUUGUUGUUGUU
This is a messenger RNA of Myxozyma melibiosi, 1246 nucleotides long. Its product is annotated as ELO family. Gene Ontology annotation, biological process: fatty acid elongation, saturated fatty acid; fatty acid elongation, polyunsaturated fatty acid; sphingolipid biosynthetic process. Gene Ontology annotation, molecular function: fatty acid elongase activity. The record is from RefSeq and is a predicted model, not a curated record. NCBI's taxonomy places the organism in Eukaryota, Fungi, Ascomycota, Lipomycetes, Lipomycetales, Lipomycetaceae. The transcript has a single exon. Bases 396 to 1220 code for a protein of 274 amino acids. Gene Ontology annotation, cellular component: endoplasmic reticulum membrane.